Molecule: messenger RNA, 1570 nt
Organism: Frieseomelitta varia
Lineage: Eukaryota; Metazoa; Arthropoda; Insecta; Hymenoptera; Apidae
Product: thioredoxin domain-containing protein 12-like
Exons: 4
Coding region: 909-1505 (198 amino acids)
Cellular component (GO): endoplasmic reticulum
Source: RefSeq, a predicted model, not a curated record
UACUCGACGCUAGUAUUUUAAUGCCUCUAGCGGCUAGCAUAUGCAGUCUAUCUGUAGUAUACCAGUUCCAAAGAAAUGAAUAUUCACAAAUCGUAAGUGGAUGCCGCUUAGCUACGGAUCAAGUUCGGUCUUUAGGUUAAUCGUGCAGCGUGCGGAACAUCUCUAAGAUGACCAUUUCUUCGUCCAAGCUAGAGGUUUCUAAUAAAUCGAGCGUGUGAGUUAUAUAUAGUUGUACAAAAAUGAAAAGUCUCAUGCAAGAGCAAAGGAAGCAGUUCCUUCUCUCCUGACCACUAGAUUUUGUUUGUUCUGCGUUGACACUCUCAACCAAUAGCUAUUUUUAAAUUUAAGAAUGGAUUGGAAAUAACCAACCAGACCCACAUUCUUUUCGGGGAACAUUCUCUUCUCAUCUCUGCACGACACGUGUUGAUGCAAGUAUAAGUCAUCGUUUUGAAUCUUGAGAAUUAUUGAGUUAUUACAGUUGAAUUCGGUAAGAAUAUAUUUAAUUUUAUACAGAAUAUAAAAAUAAUAAUAUAUCAAAUUUUACAAUUUGUUUUGCUUUGGGGAUUAGAGAGAAAUGAUUGUAAUUAUAGAAGCUGAGAAACUAAUUUUCUUAAUAGAAAGAAUCAUUUAUGGUGAUUCACUUCAUUGCUAUUUUAUGUCUAAAUAAGUUCAAAUAUGUUUCAUUGCGUUUGUGGUAUUAAUAAAACCAUUAACUAACUAAUUAUAUCAUUCAUAUAUCUGUGAUUAUACUUAAAAAGGCACGAGAUAAUACUAAAUUAAUUCGUCUGUUUUAUUCUGCAUUAAAUCGAUAUAUCGGGCUGUACGUAACGAUAUAUAUCGAAAUCCUACGAUUUGAAGAUAUUCAGGCUCAAUUGUGUAACACACGAAACUAAGGAAAAUUUUCAGUCAUGAACAAGUGUAUCAAAUUUCUCGGUGCGUUGAACAUAAUCGCUUUGGCAAAUCAGAUUGUUGGGAAUAAUCUAAUUAACACCGGGAGUUCGAACAACGCGAUCAGUUUCGAACAAUUGUUCAAAUGGAAAUCCUUUGCGUAUGGCUUUCAGGAAGCCAGUGCCAUGAACAAGCCGAUAUUUCUACUGAUUUAUAAAGCACAAUGUCCCUCUUGCCAAAAAUUGAAACAGAAGUUCUUCAAGUCUGUGCGACUGAUGGAUCUUAGCGAUCGGUUUGUGAUGAUAAAAGCGGAGAUGGGACACGACGUAGACAUAGAGAAAGAAAAAUUCCAACCAGAUGGAAAGUAUGUUCCUAGAAUACUGUUCUUCAGAUCUAACGGCGACUUCAUCGAGGAAGCUUGUAACAUGCAUGUAGACGCGGACAAGGAGCAUAAAUACUUUUACAAGAGUCCGUCGCAGAUUAUAAAUACUAUGCUGUUUGUUCUGAAGAAUUAUUCUACGGAACCGCUGUCGGUAAUAUUUCAGUACGAGCAAUCGUCACAUCCGGAGUAUUGUGAUAUGGAAGAUGAUAUUCUUGUACCGACUUUGUUACAUUGACACCAGAUUGAAAAAUGCACGAUAACUAGAGAGCAGAACAACUUUUCUUUUUCGUUUAUACCACU